This is a messenger RNA of Rhodamnia argentea, 1020 nucleotides long. Its product is annotated as GTP-binding protein SAR1A. The record is from RefSeq and is a predicted model, not a curated record. Gene Ontology annotation, biological process: intracellular protein transport; vesicle organization; endoplasmic reticulum to Golgi vesicle-mediated transport. Gene Ontology annotation, cellular component: COPII vesicle coat; endoplasmic reticulum exit site. Bases 243 to 824 code for a protein of 193 amino acids. NCBI's taxonomy places the organism in Eukaryota, Viridiplantae, Streptophyta, Magnoliopsida, Myrtales, Myrtaceae. Gene Ontology annotation, molecular function: GTP binding; GTPase activity. The transcript has 3 exons.
UCUCUCUCUCACACAUCACAUUCCUUUCUUCCAUCGUCCUCGAUCGCAAUUAGGGCAACGACAAACGCAAUCGGAUGAGCGGCAUGGUCUUCGUCGAUUCCGCUUCGGGCGAUCUCCUUUCUCGCGAGAGCUGAUCGUCCCCUUCCGGAGUGCUAGAGCUGAGCUCGACCCCGGUUCGCCUCCGCGAUCACCGGUCGGAUCCGGCGACUUCUCCCCGGGGAGCUGCUUGAGCUGAUCGAGAGAUGUUUGUGCUGGAUUGGUUCUACGGUGUCCUGGCCUCGCUCGGCCUGUGGCAGAAGGAGGCCAAGAUCCUCUUCCUCGGGCUCGAUAACGCCGGCAAGACCACCUUGCUUCACAUGCUGAAGGACGAGAGACUAGUUCAGCAUCAGCCCACGCAGUACCCAACUUCUGAAGAGUUGAGUAUUGGGAAAAUUAAGUUUAAGGCUUUUGAUUUGGGAGGCCAUCAGAUUGCUCGCAGAGUUUGGAAGGAUUACUAUGCCAAGGUGGAUGCUGUUGUCUACCUGGUUGAUGCUUAUGAUAAGGAGAGGUUUGCAGAAUCAAAGAAGGAACUGGAUGCACUCCUCUCUGAUGAGGCCCUUGCGAAUGUUCCAUUCCUUGUAUUAGGGAACAAGAUUGACAUACCCUAUGCUGCCUCUGAAGAUGAACUGCGAUACCAUCUUGGUUUGGCCAACUUUACCACUGGAAAGGGAAAGGUAAAUCUAGCAGACUCAAAUGUCCGUCCCCUGGAGGUAUUCAUGUGCAGCAUCGUUCGCAAAAUGGGCUAUGGUGAUGGUUUCAAGUGGGUUUCUCAGUACAUUAAGUAGCAUAUCGAUCCACACGAUGCAGUACAGCCCCCUUGAAAAAAAAAUGUAUGUUUUCAGCAUUCACCCUCCUGUUGUUUUAGCGCUGGAGCUUUGCUUUAAACUGGAUAUAUGUUGUGAAUGUGUUUGGAAGGAGGAAUCGUUGUUCUCUCUCUGUAAGAUUUACUUGUGGCAACAAGUUCGUCUCUCCGAUAUUGUA